This is a messenger RNA of Vitis vinifera (wine grape), 897 nucleotides long. RefSeq lists its product as uncharacterized. Lineage: Eukaryota; Viridiplantae; Streptophyta; Magnoliopsida; Vitales; Vitaceae. The coding region runs from base 1 to 897 and encodes 298 amino acids. Gene Ontology annotation, biological process: shoot system development; root development. The record is from RefSeq and is a predicted model, not a curated record. The transcript has a single exon.
AUGGCAUUCUCUCCUUUAAACACAAAAUCCCAGUAUCAUGUUCGGUCAAUCAGCUUGCCCUCUAGGCCACACCCUCUCAUUCCUGAAUUUGAUGAGCAUUUGUGCAGAUUAAAAGUUCCUGAAUCCACCUGUUCAUCAUCAUCAAUAAGCCACAAACUGAGCGGCCUUAAAGAUGUACAUGAUUGUGUAGAUGAUUUGCUUCUGUUGCCACUUACUCAACAGGCCUUAGCCCAAAACUGCCUUGAGAAAUGGGUUGAUGAGCUGUUAGAAGGAUCUCUCAAGCUGUUGGAUGUGUGUGGCACUGCCAAGGAUGCCUUGUUGCAGACCAGACAACAUGCAUAUGAACUUCAAUCAAGCAUUCGCAGAAGGCGGGGAGGUAAAAAUGGGAUCUCAACUGAGGUUGAGGAAUAUUUAACCUCUAGGAAGAAGGUAGUGAAGGCAAUUCACAAGGCCCUAAAGACUCUAAAGGGCAUGGAGAACAAGUGCAGCUUCUCACCCUUGAACAAAGACCCUGAAACCAUAUCCAUGGUUAGCAUGUUAAGAGAGGUGGAAACAGUCACUGUCACAGUGCUUGAAUCUCUGUUAUCCUCAAUAGCUGGGGCAACAGCACGAUCAAAACCAAGUGGCUGGUCUUUGGUCUCAACACUGAUGCACCAGAAGCGUGUCGCAUUUGAGGAUGCAGCAGUAGAUCUUAGUGAAUUUGAGAAGGUGGAUGCUGCAUUGUACCCCCUCAUUGGCCACAAGGGUAGAUCAGUUAAUCUAGUGCAUGUUGAUAGAGUGCGGAAUGAGUUAGAAAAAUUGGAAUCAAGCAUUCAAGAUCUUGAAGAAGGGAUAGAGUUCCUCCCCAGGCGCUUAAUCAAAACCAGGGUGUCUCUGCUGAACAUCCUCAGCCACUAG